Molecule: messenger RNA, 1776 nt
Organism: Acanthosepion pharaonis
Lineage: Eukaryota; Metazoa; Mollusca; Cephalopoda; Sepiida; Sepiidae
Source: the annotation of a GenBank genome assembly
AUGAAACACACAAGGAGCCCAUCGCAGGAACGGUCAAAGCGUGAAAGAUUUACCUUAAAUGAUUUCCAUUUUAUUAAAGUUUUAGGGAAAGGUAGCUUUGGCAAGGUUAUGUUAGCUGAACGAAGAGGGACAGAUGAAGUUUAUGCUGUCAAAGUCCUUAAAAAAGACGUCAUUAUACAAGAUGAUGAUGUUGAAUGCACCAUGACUGAGAAACGGAUUUUAGCGCUGUCGGCAAAACAUCCGUUCUUAACUGCUCUUCACUCCUCAAAAAUUUACUCAAGACAAAAACACCUGUGCUCCCUCUCUCUCUCUCUGAUCCCAAAUAUUUCACUCAAGGCAAAACUAAGUACUCUCUUUCUCUCUCUUUACUUAAAAUAUUUACUGAAAGCACAACUGGCAAAACAUCCUCUCUCUCUCUCUCUCUCCUUCCCAAAUAAGACAGAACUGCAAAAAGAUAUACUCCCCCUCUAUCUCCAAACAAAAACCCUCUUCCCUUCCCCCUCUCCCAUCCUCUAUAUCUCCUCUCCCACCCUCUAUAUCUCCUCUCCCACCCUCUUUCCCUUCUCUCUCUAUCUCCUCUCCCCUCUUCCCUCCCUCUGUGUUCCCAAAUAUUUAUUGGAAACUGAACACCCUCCUUCCCUUGCUCUCUUUCCUUCUCUCUACCUUCCCACUCUCUGUAUUCCAAAUAUUCACUCAAAACUGAAUACCCUCCUUCCCUAUCUCUCCUCUUUCUUUCCCUCUCUCUCCUUUCCCACUCUCUGUGUUCUCAAACAUUCACUCAGAACUGAAUACCCUCUUUCCUUCUCUCUCUCUCUUUCCUCCUCUCUUUUGUUCCAAAUGUUUACUCAAGAAAAAUUGACUCCCUCCUCCUCCUCCUCCUCCUCAAAUUACUUUUCGCCUUUGCAGGAUCGCCUUUUCUUUGUGAUGGAGUACGUGAAUGGAGGUGAUCUUAUGUUUCAAAUCCAGCGUGCCCGCAAAUUCGAUGAACCCCGAGCUCGGUUCUACGCUGCAGAAGUCACGUUGGCUCUUAUGUUUCUCCACAAACAUGGCAUCAUUUACAGAGAUCUGAAGUUGGAUAACAUUCUCCUUGAUUAUGAAGGACACUGCAAACUGGCUGACUUUGGCAUGUGCAAAGAAGGAAUGUUUGAUGGACGUCUCACUCAGACAUUCUGUGGCACACCUGACUAUAUCGCACCUGAGAUUCUCCAAGAAUUAGAAUAUGAUGCUUCAGUAGACUGGUGGGCCCUUGGCGUUUUAAUGUAUGAAAUGAUGGCUGGUCAGCCGCCAUUUGAAGCAGACAAUGAAGACGAUUUAUUUGAGUCAAUUCUUCAUGAUGAUGUUCUUUAUCCAGUCUGGCUUACCAAGGAGGCUGUGUCUAUACUUAAAGGGUUCAUGUCAAAGAAUCCUGCUCGCCGUUUAGGCUGUGUUAAGAGUCACGGGGAAGAAAGAGCUAUUCUUGUACAUCCGUUCUUCCAUGAGAAAAUCGACUGGGAUGCUCUUGAACAGAGAAAGGUCAAACCACCUUUCAAACCAAAAAUAAAAAGCCGGACAGAUGCCAACAAUUUUGACAAAGAUUUUACAUCAGAGGAGCCAACUUUGACCCCGGUCGACUACCAUGUUGUAUCUGUCAUCAAUCAAGAUGAAUUCCGGGGCUUCUCCUUUGUCAAUCCAGACUAUGGCAGACUUGGUGCUGGUGGUGGGGCCACUGCCUCUGCCGCUGCCACGGGUGGAGCCACGGGUGCUGUUGCAGGUGCAGCAGCUGCCACCCCCCAUUAA